Messenger RNA from Williopsis jadinii, 1016 nucleotides. Its product is annotated as S-adenosyl-L-methionine-dependent methyltransferase. Gene Ontology annotation, molecular function: rRNA (guanine) methyltransferase activity. NCBI's taxonomy places the organism in Eukaryota, Fungi, Ascomycota, Saccharomycetes, Phaffomycetales, Wickerhamomycetaceae. Gene Ontology annotation, biological process: rRNA (guanine-N7)-methylation. The transcript has a single exon. Gene Ontology annotation, cellular component: nucleolus. Bases 149 to 961 code for a protein of 270 amino acids. The record is from RefSeq and is a predicted model, not a curated record.
GCUGAGUCAAAUUUUCACGCCGGCCUCUGUGUGCGAUGUCUACGGGCGAUGAGCUUCACUGUUUUUUGUCAGGUAUAAAAUUUCUCUUGAGGUCCUACAACAACAACUGGGUAGAACCGCCUACAAGCAGCGUCCCGUUAGCUCUACCAUGUCGCGUCCAGAACAGCUCGCACCGCCAGAGAUCUUCUACAACGAUUCUGAGUCGAAGAAGUACACUUCCUCGACAAGAGUUCAGCACAUCCAGGCCAAGAUGACGCUGAGGGCCCUGGAGCUGUUGAAUCUCAGCUCCACGCCACAUUUCAUACUGGAUAUAGGGUGUGGUUCUGGGCUAUCAGGCGAGAUCCUUUCAGAGGAGGGCCACGUUUGGUGUGGGAUGGACAUUGCGCCUUCGAUGCUUGCCACGGCGCUCGACAGGGAGGUUGAAGGUGAUUUGUUUCUGGCUGAUAUUGGUUCCGGUGUACCGUUCAGACCGGGUACUUUCGACGCUGCAAUAAGUAUAUCCGUGAUACAGUGGCUGUGCAAUGCGGACUCGUCCAACGUGGACCCCAAAUGGAGGCUGAUGAGGUUCUUCAACACGCUGUUUGCCAGUUUGAAGAGGGGAGGUAAGUUCGUUGCACAGUUCUAUCCCUCCGAUGACGGCCAAAUAGAUGCGAUCCUUUCCAGCGCAAAAGUCGCAGGGUUCCAAGGUGGACUGGUCAUCGACGACGCGGAGAGUAAGAGAAACAAGAAGUACUAUUUGGUGCUGAGUGCGGGCCAAAGCUCAGAGUCCUUGAAUCUGAACGGGUUGACGAUGGACGCACCUGUCAACGAUCACGAUAAGAAAAUAGGCAAAAAGAUGAAGAAGAAGAUGGAGAGCAAGAAGCACUUCAUUCACAGAAAGAAGGAGCUGAUGAAGAAAAGAGGUAAGAGCGUUGCGCUCGAUUCCAAGUUCACAGGAAGAAAGAGAAGACCAAGGUUCUGAUUAUAUAAUUGCGAUUAUAUAAUUAUAAUUAUAAUUAUAAUAUCAUAUAUAGCAC